AGGAUCGAAUAGUCAGUAACAGUGUAAAUAAAAAUAAAUUUACAUGUUGUGGGGUUCUGUCUAUCCUAUAUCUCCAGAAAUAUCGCGGAUAAUAGCUGUGUAGAGGUGAAAAGUUUAUAAAACUUAUAUUCACUGGACACAAACUUUUGAAUUAUGGCAAUUAUAAGUAUAGUACGUGAGACAUCCCGAAUACUAUGUGAAUAUGUUUCUUCGGACAUUGAAGCAGGCUUUUAUUGUCAUUCACUUUAAAACCAGCAAACAAACAAAACAUGAAACAGUUGAGUAAAGAUCAAAAAGAUUUAGAUGAGGGUCUUAAAAUAUUUGAUUGGAGUAGACGUGUGUCCAAAUCUAUCGGAUUGUGGCCACUUGCACCAAAUAAUUUUAUAUUUUUCACAACAUUUUCUUUUUUUACGGUCGCCAUGAUUCUCGAGUGGAUGGAUUUUUACUACUCGCUAAACGAUUUCGACAAAGUUCUCGACAAUCUCACAGAAAAUUUGUCAUUUUCUCAUAUUUACAUCCGAGGGAUAAUACUAAAAUUACAAGUGAACAAACUUCGUCAAGUAAUAAAAGUCACUAUGGAUGAUUUCAAUGUUAACAAAUUCAAAAAUUCAUCAGAAAUAGAAAUAUUUUUGAGUUUCAUUAAUAAAGGAAAAUUUUUUGUUAAAUCAAUUAUUUCAUUUAUGGCAAUGACUAUAAUUACUUGGUAUAUUAGCCCACUGACAGCUCCAGCUCCUAUUGCUGACGAUAAUGUAACGAUAGUUUAUAUUUUACCUUAUCGUUUCCACGUUGUCUUCGAAAUAAAUGACUUCAAAUCCUAUAUGCUGACUUACAUUUCAUACGCACCCCAUUGUCUCAUUGACGGUUGCAGUCAUGCAUCGAUAGAAUGUUUUUUAAUAACACUAAUUUAUUAUCUGAGAGGAAGACUAGUUAUUUUAGCUGGCAGAAUCAAUGCUCUCACUAAUAAACCAAAAGUGGAAAAAUAUGAAAUCAAUGAUAUCAUUGCUGAGCAUAGUAGAUUAUUGAAAUUUGGAGAAACAGUUAUAAGUAUAUAUAGUACGUCAUUAAUGGUAUAUAUGAUGAGCGUGACUGUACUUUUGUGCGUCAUUGGUUAUAAAAUACUUAUUAACUUUAUGACAGGACCUAACGCAGAUUUAGUUCAAUACUUGAUAUAUUUAUUUGCAACAUAUCUUAUUAUUGGUUUAUUUUGUAUUGUCAGUGAGCGCCUGAUUUCCGAGUGUAACAAAGUAAGUGAUGCAUUUUGGAAUUGCGAAUGGUAUAAUAUGCCGCCAAAUGCAAUUAAAGGCAUUAUGUUCUGCAUUCUGAGAUCGCAGAAACCGCUGGCUCUCAAAAUUGGAAAAUUUUCAUACUUUGACAAGAACACACUGACACUCGUAACGAAAACAGCUAUGGGAUAUUUAUCUGUGCUCAGACAUUUUUUGAUAAUCGAAACUCUCGGAUUAUGGCCUCUGGCGCAAAAUAAUUUUGUUUUUUUCACAACAUUUUCUUAUUUUACGGUCGUCAUGAUUCUCGAGUGGAUGGAUGUUUACUACUCGCUUAACGAUUUCGAUAGAGUCCUCGACAAUCUUCUAGAAAAUUUAUCAUACUCUCAUAUUUACGUCCGCGGAAUAAUACUGAGAUUAAAAAUAAACAAAAUUCGUCAAGUAAUAGAAGACACUAUAGACAAUUUCAGUGUUGAUAAGUUCAAAAAUUCAUCGGAAAUAAAAAUAUUUUUGAGUUACAUUAAUGAGGGGAAAUUCUUUGUCAAAUCAUUCAUUUCAUUUAUGGCAAUGACUUGUAAUAAAGUGAGCGAAGCAUUUUGGAAUUGCGAGUGGUAUAAUAUGCCACUGGGUUCGAUCAAUGAUAUCAUGUUCUGCAUUUCAAGAUCACAAAAACCACUGGCUCUUAAAAUCGGAAAAUUUUCAACAUUUGGUAACAACACGAUGACAAUUGUUCAGAAAACGGCUAUGGGAUACUUGUCAGAACAGAGAGACCUGAAUGAGGGAGCUAAAAUGUUUGAUUGGGGUAAAUGGAUAUCUAAAGGCAUCGGGGUUUGGCCUUUAGCUCCAAACGACUAUCUAUUUACCACAACUUUUAUUUAUUUUACCGCCGUUAUGAUGCUAGAGUGUGUUGAUCUCUACACAUGUCUCGGGGAUUUCGAAAAAGUUAUUGACAACCUUACAGAAAAUUUAGCAUUUGUGCAUAUUUACGUCCGUACAUUGAUGCUGAGAGUUCACAUCGAUAAAUUACGGGAUGUUAUGUCAGAAUCAUUGAAGGACUACCGAACAAGUGCUUUCAAAAAUUCGACGGAAAUAAAAUUAUUUAUGACGCACAUUAAUAAAGGCAAACUUUUUGCAAAAGUUGUUAUAACAUUUAUCGCAAUGACUGAAGUUACUUGGUACCUACAGCCAUUAACGACACCCUCGCCUUCAGUUGAUGACCGCGAUAACGAAACCAUUUCGAUACUUUUGCCUUAUCACUUUUACGUUUUCUAUAAAAUAAAUGACUUCAAAACUUACGUACUGACUUAUCUGUCCCAUGGACCGCAUGUUGUCAUCAGUGGUUUUGGUCACGCAACGUCAGACUGUUUUUUGAUAAUUCUAGUUUUUCAUUUAAGCGGUAGAUUAGCGGUUUUGGCUGAGCGAAUCAAUGCUCUGAAAAAUAAAUCCGAAAUGUAUAAAACUCAAGUCAAAAGUAUCAUCGCAGAGCACAUUAGGUUACUAAAUUUACUUCGGAAGUUGUCGCAAUGUAUUUCCCACUAUUUUUCCACCGUCCGUCAAACAAAUCAGACAUACAUGGAAGUGCACAGUCGCGACCAACGGGACCUGGAUAAGGGCGCAAGAGUGUUCACUUGGGCGCGAUUAAUGUCCAAGUGUAUCGGGGUGUGGCCUUUAGAACCAAAUUAUCAUCUCUUUAACAUAUGUUUUUUUUAUUUUACUUAUAUUAUGAUUACCGAGUACAUUAAUUUAUAUUACUGCCUUCCGAAUUUCAAAAAAGUCCUCGGCAAUCUUGUUGAGAAUUUAGCAUUCACGCAUAUUUAUGUACGGACACUGAUGCUGAGGGUUCAUAUUAAUAAAUUACGUGACAUAAUUUCUGAAUCAUUGAAAGACUAUCAUGUUAGUGCGUACAAAAAUUCCGAAGAAGUUUAUGUGUUUAUGAAUUUCAUGAAAAAGGGUAAAUUUUACGUAAAAUACGCAUCGAUUUUCGUCGCAAUGACGGUUACCUCUUGGUUUAUACGCCCGAUAACAUCGUCAUCGUCAUCACCGCCAGCCCCGGGUAAUUCAACAAUCGCGAAAAUCGCGUAUGUGUUGCCAUAUAAAUUUCACGUUUUUUACAAAAUAAAUAAUUACCGUACUUAUGUACUGACUUAUAUUUCCCACGGGCCGUUUGCUUUUAUCAGCGGUUUCGGUCACGUCACGUCAGGCUGUUUUUUAAUAAUGCUCUCAUUCCAUGUCAGUGGAAGACUCGCGGUUUUGGCUACGAGAAUUAAUGCAUUGAAGUAUAAAAGUGAAGGGCAUAGAAACGCGCUAAGGGAAAUCAUUUCCGAACACAGCAGAUUAUUGAAAAUGGGGGAAGGAAUAAAAAGUGCGUAUGCUACUUCACUAUUGAUUUACCUGAUGAAUGGUAGCAUAUUAUUGUGCAUUAUUGGAUACCAAAUACUUGUUACUGUUACUUUAGGAUUAAAAAAAAAUUUAAUGCCUUAUUUUGUUUUUAUAAUGACUGUCUAUCUGGUCAUAACUAUUUUUUGUAUACUCAGUGAGCAUCUGAUCGCGCAGAGUAAAAAAGUUACCGAUGCAUUUUGGAAUUGCGGUUGGUAUGAAAUGCCGCAAGAUUGUGUCAAAGAUAUUAUUUAUUGUAUAAAACGUUCUCAGAAACCGCUAUCAUUAAAAGCUGGCGCGUUUAUUACUUUCGAGAAUAGUACAUUAACGGAGGUUACGAAAACGGCGAUGGGAUAUUUGUCUGUGCUCAGAAAUUUUUUGAUCGCAGAUCAAUCUCUAAAUUGAAAAAUAUCCGGCUCCAAAUAAAACUACUGUAUGAGAAAUAAAUAUAUUAAUUUUUUUAUCUUCAAU
Molecule: messenger RNA, 4067 nt
Organism: Microplitis mediator
Lineage: Eukaryota; Metazoa; Arthropoda; Insecta; Hymenoptera; Braconidae
Exons: 19
Coding region: 270-4001 (1243 amino acids)
Biological process (GO): detection of chemical stimulus involved in sensory perception of smell; sensory perception of smell
Cellular component (GO): plasma membrane
Molecular function (GO): olfactory receptor activity; odorant binding
Source: RefSeq, a predicted model, not a curated record